AAAACAACGCCCAGAUCCAUCACGACAACCAUGUCAAAAUCCUAUCAGGAAGCGCUUCGCCUCCUCACCUCCCGCUCCCGGGCCUUCAGAAAAAUCAUCACCGAUGCCGGCGGCAAACCUCGCCCGCCUCGCGGCAACGAAGUCGGCAUGCGAGAAUGGCUGACGGCCCUAGGCCACGACCGAACAAAGACCCCAUUCGACGUGAUCCACGUCACGGGCACCAAGGGCAAGGGCGGAACAUGCGCGUGGACCGACGGCCUCCUCCGGGCGCACCUCAAGGCCCGCGCGGCAGGACCGCGAGCGGCGCCGGGCGCGCAGCAAAACCAGCAGCUCAAGGUCGGGCUCUACACGUCGCCGCACAUCGUGUCGGAGCGCGAGAGGAUACGCAUAGACUUUGCGCCCGUGUCCGAGGAUACCUUUACGCGGCACUUCUUCGAGGUCUGGGACGCGCUGCUGCGCCACGUCGGCGGCGGCGUCGACGACAUGCCGGGCUACCUGCAGCUGCUGGCGCUGCUGUCGGCGCAAAUCUUCCGCAAGGAGGGGGUCGCCGUGGCCAUAUACGAGGUCCACGCCGGCGGCCGCUUUGACGCGACUAGCCUGUGGGACCGCCCGGUCGCGUGCGGCUUCAACACCAUCGGCCUCGAUCACGUCGGCCUCCUCGGCAACAACGUGUCCGAGAUUGCAUGGAACAAAGCCGGAAUCAUGAGGAGGGGCACUACCGCCAUAUCAGUCCCGCAGGUUCCCGAAGCCAGGGAGCAGCUCGUGGCUGAGGCGAAACUGCUCGACUGCCCUUUGAUGUUUGUCGAUGGGGCGGAUGAGCAAGCCAUCCCUCCAGAGGCCGGCCAAAUCAGGUCGGAGCUCCUGCUCCCUGGGCCCCGUUACAACCUCGCUCUCGCGACGAGGCUGGCAAAUACUUACCUGGAGGCGAGACUGGGCACAAAGCUCAGCAAGGAGGACAUAAUGCAGGCUGUUCAUGAUUAUCAGUGGCCAGGUCGCUUUCAGGUCGUUCAAGCACCCGGCCAACAAACUCGUUGGUACUUGGACCUGGCCCACAACGAUUUGAGUCUCCCGGUGGCUUUGAACUGGUUUUUCACCGAGGCCAGCAAGUUUGACAAGGCGCACCCGCUCCGUAGCUCCCAGGAUGCCGCUGCUUCAGAGGGAAAUAGCCCCUCGCAGUCGGUACCCAGGACCAAAGUGCUAAUCUUUGGUCACCAGUCUCACUUCCGUGAGACCGCUCCCAUGGCCGAAGCAGUGGUCAGCCACUGCAAGGCCCAAGGCCUCGUUUUUGACCGUGUGAUCCUGGCCAGCCACUCUCAUCGCGUAUCAGGCAAGCAGGUAUUUGGUUACGACUCGGCGCUCCAAAUCAUGGACAUCUGGAAGGGCAUGGCGGGCUCGCCCGAGGUCACAUGGUCUGCUUCCAUCGCGGAAGCCAUGGACAUGGCGAACCAGAUUGGACUGCAAGCACCGGUGGAAGGUGUCGGCUCGCACUCCUUGAUAGUGGGCUCUUCGCAUCUCAUUUCUUCUGCCAUUUCUACCAUGUCAAGCCCUCGUCCUUUGGGAUGA
Pyricularia oryzae 70-15 is the source of this 1563-nucleotide messenger RNA. RefSeq lists its product as uncharacterized. The transcript is spliced from 2 exons. Gene Ontology annotation, molecular function: tetrahydrofolylpolyglutamate synthase activity; ATP binding. The record is from RefSeq and is a predicted model, not a curated record. NCBI's taxonomy places the organism in Eukaryota, Fungi, Ascomycota, Sordariomycetes, Magnaporthales, Pyriculariaceae. Gene Ontology annotation, biological process: tetrahydrofolylpolyglutamate biosynthetic process. Gene Ontology annotation, cellular component: cytosol; cytoplasm; mitochondrion. Bases 31 to 1563 code for a protein of 510 amino acids.